Messenger RNA from Drosophila obscura, 1132 nucleotides. It is a transcript of the gene Taldo, whose product is annotated as probable transaldolase. NCBI's taxonomy places the organism in Eukaryota, Metazoa, Arthropoda, Insecta, Diptera, Drosophilidae. The record is from RefSeq and is a predicted model, not a curated record. Gene Ontology annotation, biological process: pentose-phosphate shunt, non-oxidative branch; carbohydrate metabolic process; pentose-phosphate shunt. Gene Ontology annotation, cellular component: cytoplasm; intracellular anatomical structure. The transcript is spliced from 3 exons. Gene Ontology annotation, molecular function: transaldolase activity. The coding region runs from base 24 to 1019 and encodes 331 amino acids.
UAACUUUUUUUAUAUUUUUUGUAAUGGGAAGCGAUCGCACGUCAAAAAAGCUAAAGAUGUCGGUCCUGCAACAACUUAAACAAAUCACCACAAUAGUGGCUGACACCGGCGACUUUGAAGCCAUCAAUAUCUACAAGCCAACGGAUGCCACGACAAAUCCUUCCCUUAUUUUAUCGGCGUCGUCCAUGGAACGGUACCAGCCCUUGGUACAGAAGGCAGUGGACUAUGCUAAGAGCCAAAAAGGUUCUUUGAACGAUCAAGUUUCCGAGGCAAUGGACUAUUUGUGCGUGCUGUUUGGAACCGAAAUUCUGAAAGUUGUUCCUGGAAGGGUGUCUACGGAAAUAGACGCCCGAUUGUCAUUCGACACAAAGAACAGCGUGGCGAAGGCAUUGAAGCUGAUCAAUCUGUAUAAAUCCCUUGGAAUCGAAAAGGAACGCAUCCUGAUCAAAUUGGCAUCCACCUGGGAGGGAAUCAAGGCGGCAGAGAUUUUGGAAAACGAGCAUGGUGUGCACUGCAACCUGACCCUUCUGUUCUCAUUCGCGCAGGCAGUGGCAUGCGCAGAGGCUGGUGUCACCUUAAUCUCCCCUUUUGUGGGACGGAUAUUGGAUUGGUAUGUGGCCAACACGGAUAACAAGAAGUAUGAGCCUCUAAAGGACCCUGGCGUGAUUUCGGUAACGAAAAUCUAUAACUACUAUAAGAAGUACGAUUACAAAACCCUUGUUAUGGGGGCGUCAUUCCGGAAUGUGGGCGAAAUCAAAGCGCUCGCUGGAUGUGAUUUGCUGACGAUUAGCCCGUCGCUGCUGAAGGAACUGGAGAACGAUAUCGAUUCGGUGACCACAUAUUUGUCGGUUGACAAUGCAAAGGUGCAGGACAUCGAAAAGAUUGCCGUGGACGAGAGCAAAUUCCGUUGGUUGCUCAAUGAAGAUCCAAUGGCAACUGAUAAACUUUCCGAGGGCAUUCGAAAAUUUGCAGUGGACACCGUGAAGCUGGAGAAAUUGAUCAAAAGUUACUUUAAGUAAGCCCUUGGGCUUUCUCCGGUACCAGUUUCAAACCACGUGUAUGCGUUGUAAUGGGUGGAGGAUGAAACAUGUUUCAAAAAACAUAUAUUUUUGUACUUGAAUAAAAAUUAAAA